This is a messenger RNA of Sardina pilchardus (European sardine), 2081 nucleotides long. RefSeq lists its product as uncharacterized. Bases 101 to 1522 code for a protein of 473 amino acids. Lineage: Eukaryota; Metazoa; Chordata; Actinopteri; Clupeiformes; Clupeidae. The record is from RefSeq and is a predicted model, not a curated record. The transcript has 10 exons.
ACGGGAGUCUGAGAUGGUUUAAACCACUACUGCAGCUGAUGAGUUUGGGUUUGUUACUCUUUGGCAAAUGAAAUAGUUACGUGUUGCUUUUCCAGUGAUAAUGCAUUUGUUUUCUAUUAACGUCCUUUUACUUAUGGGGCAUGUGACCACGACUGCAGGACAAAGGUUGUAUCGCACCGAAGGCGAAGGUGUAUGCCCUGGCCGCUCUUUCCACAUUACACAAUUGUUCCCUGAGGAGUAUUUGUUUUUUAAAUCAAGUAUUCCUGGAAGCUCUGAAAAGCGGGUGGGAAACAGAACUCAUAUCUUUCUCCCUUCGUAUGGUUUCAAAGAUUACUACAUAUUCAUUCCUGAGGUAAUGAAACAACAUGAGGGACUCUACACUCGGAGUUUUGCAUACUUGCCCCAGAUGUCAUUUCCAGUGGUCAAACUCAUGCUCAAGGACUGCGCCGUCCGUAGAGAAGUACCUUAUGGCGAGAAGUUUAGUCUGGAGGUGCCAAAGGAGGCGUCCAUAUUGGAGUUCACCACCUCAAAGUCGACUGACCGCAGGGUCCUGUGGAGUCGUAUCAACACAGAUAACAAGCGCGGAGCCAGGGGCACGGUGACACGUGAUCGCUGGGAGGCCGUCAAGAUCACCAAAGCCGAUGAAGGCCGCUACACUUUGCUGAAGGAGAACGGAGCUGAGGUCUCCAGCACUAAUCUCAAUGUUACAGAACUCAACAAAGAGUACGAUUUGACCAAUGAGGACAUCGAGAGAAUGAAGUUCCCAGUUCCAUUUGCCGAGGCAGUGCUUACAUUUAUUGAUUCCUCCAAGAAUAAGCAUGUGCUCUUUCAGAAUGCCAUGAUGACUGAUAAGGCAUUCCUAAUCUUUGGAUCUCGGUUAAACCUGCAUGCAGAAUAUGGUGAACUGGUCCUUACUAUAAAGGACCUGAAAUCAAGUGGCAAGGGGCAAUAUGAGGUCCGCGACAAGAACAAGGGUCUUGCUGUUGUUCUGUAUGUGUAUGAUGAUAGUAGCGAAUCUUCAAAUAAAAAUCCAAAAGGUGCCCAGGUAAACAAAACCCAGGUGGUCAAAAUUGUUUCCAUUCUUUGUUCAGUGAUGUGGCUGUUGUUCUCCCUCUACUGCUUGUGGAAGAGGCUUCCCCCUGCUGCUUCACCAGCCCCCGUGCAGCCCAUCCAUGUCCAUAAUCCUUUUGCUAUGCCUACACCAGGGUACUCCCCACCACAUCAGCCUAUGCCUUACUCCGAGGUGGCAGGCAGCUACUCUGAGCCGUACUAUCCAUACACUCCUGCUGCUCCUUGGGCUUCAGUCGGAGGAGGAGGACGAGGAGCAGCAGGAGGGGCUGGAGGAGCAGGAGGAGCUGUAGCAGAUACCAAUCCUAAUGCUCCUAGUCCACCACUGUACCCAGCUGGGGCCCAGUACCAGGGGUGGGGUGGGGGUCUGGGUGAUGUUCUCACCAGUUCAGCUCUUAGCAUGGACACCAGCACUGGCACCGGUGUCUACAACUCAGACAAGCUCAACUUUUGACCAUCUGAUUUCAGAAAAGAUCUUUUUGUUUUUGUUUUUGUUUACAUUUGCUCAUUUAACAGAUGCUUUUGCCUGAAGUCACUGCUUAGCGUAAUUACUGUGAUCACUAAAGCUCUUCCAGUAAGGACAGUGCAGUAAGAUCUGUGGAACCUGCUGCUAUUGUGAAUGUAAUUAGUGUCUACACAGACCCAGUUUGGUGUUGCACUAGUGAAUCAGCAUUCAGAAAAGCGGCAGGUUCAAACACUGGCUCCCCAGGAAACAAACAAGCUCACCGAGAGCCUUUCAUGCUGCUAGUUCAUUACUCUGAUAGACUCUGUGGACCAUAUGGUUGAGAAGUUUUCAUUAGUCAUCGAAUGGAAGUAUGAAGUAUUAAGUCCACAUAAACAAUGCAGGACACAUAAACUAAAUAGAGCAUGUUUUUCUGGUGAGUUUUCUUACAGACACGUUUUAAGAAUAUGUAUAUAGCCUAGUCUAUAUAUAGCCUCUUGUACUUGAAUACGAUGUAGAAUUUGCACUAGCAAUGUAGGCCUACUUGUAAUUAAACUCUCUUGCACUGUUA